Molecule: messenger RNA, 1521 nt
Organism: Humulus lupulus (European hop)
Lineage: Eukaryota; Viridiplantae; Streptophyta; Magnoliopsida; Rosales; Cannabaceae
Exons: 7
Coding region: 1-1521 (506 amino acids)
Source: RefSeq, a predicted model, not a curated record
AUGUAUAUUUGCUAUGCUGGAUUAAAAGCAGGUUUCAAUGAGGGUUGUAGACCUUUAAUUGGGUUGGAUGGCUGCCACAUUAAAGGUGUACAUCCAGGACAACUUUUAACAACAGUUGGAAUAGAUGGGAAUAACCAAAUGUAUCCUAUAGCAUUUGUUGUUGUUGAGAUAGAAAAUAAGGAUUCAUGGAGCUUGUUUCUGGACCUAUUGAAGGUGAACUUAAAAAUUGAAAACUCAAACCAUUGGAGCUUUAUUACAGACAACCAAACAGGUUUAGAGCAAGCCUUGAAGGGUUUGUGGGAUGAGGGUGUACCUAAGGCCAAGCACAGGCAUUGUGCAAGGCAUCUAGAGAAGAAUUUCAACAAAGUUUUCAGGGAUAAAACAUUGAAAGACCUUUUAUGGAAAGCUGCAAGAGAGGUAACUAUUAGGAGAUUCGAAGCUGUGAUGUUGGAGAUCAAAUCAAUUAUUGAUGAGGAAGCAUACAACUGGUUAUUGGCUACAUGUCCACAUCACUGGAGUAUAUCACACUUUAGGACUCAACCUAAGUGUGAUAUACUUGUAAAUAACAUGUGUGAGGGAUUCAAUGGUACAAAGUCAAUAUUGGCAACCAGAGAUAGACCAAUAUUGUUGAUGUUGGAGCGUAUUAGGAUGUACAUGAUGCAAAGGCUCACUAAAAAUAGGCAUUCAGUUAUAAUGUGGGAGUCUAACAUUGCACCAAGGGUCGCAACUGUUCUUGAAAAGAACAAGUUAGAAGCUGGAAGUCACAUUCCCACCAAAGGGAGUGAAUUCAUGUACCAGGUGAUGAACAUCCAUGUUAUUGCUGCUAUUUGGCAUAAAAGGGAGGAUCCAAUGACAUAUGUCUCCAAAUGGUAUACCAAGGAAUACUACAUGAAGGCAUACGCUCAGCAAAUUUUUCCAAUUAGGAAUCAAGAUGAGUGGCCUAGAAGUGGCAAGGUUGGAAUGAUUAAGCCAAUUGGGAAGACUCAACUUGGUAGGCCUAAGAAAAGCAUAAGAGUUGAACUUGAUGAGUUGGCUCCACCAACAUCCAAGAAAUUGAAACGAAGAUAUGUGAGAAUGAGAUGUUCUGGCUGUGGUGCAGUGGGCCACAACUUCAGAACUUGUGCUAGAAAUAACUUCAAUUCGGGAAAAGAUAACCCCCCAGCUGAUCCUGGUACUUACGAUAGAAAUAGCAGUCAGCCAGAAAAUGCUUCAGUGAGUUCAGCAACAAAUCUGAGUGCUCUACAAGGAAUAAUGCCACCACCUCAGGUUGAAGCAGAAGAGCGGCCUGAGAUUUUAGAGGCUUAUUUGAUUUCGGCUGUGCCAUUCUUUGUCUUCUCAGAGUGGCUGAAAAGGGUCUUAAUUUCUUCUCCUUCUGCUUUUGGUGGGGGCAUUAACCCUUUGCUCCAUUGUAGAGGAGGGGGAGGGUGUAGAAUAUCAUGUGCUGGUAAAGCUGUUGAUGCACCAGAGGGAGCAGAUCCAUCUAGUUUGGCAAAUAAAGUAGCCAAAGUUGCUGGUCCAUAA